Onychostoma macrolepis is the source of this 1404-nucleotide messenger RNA. RefSeq names its product nuclear factor 7, brain-like. Gene Ontology annotation, molecular function: protein binding; zinc ion binding. The transcript is spliced from 6 exons. Bases 1 to 1353 code for a protein of 450 amino acids. Lineage: Eukaryota; Metazoa; Chordata; Actinopteri; Cypriniformes; Cyprinidae. The record is from RefSeq and is a predicted model, not a curated record.
AUGUCUUCAUCAGCUGAAUAUGACUAUAAUUGUCCCGUGUGCUGUGAAAUCUUCAAGGCUCCUGUUCUUUUAUCAUGUAGUCACAGUGUCUGUAAAGAGUGUCUUCAGCAGUUCUGGAGAACCAAGAAAACUCAGGAGUGUCCUGUCUGCAGGAGAAGAUCCUCAAAAGACAGACCUCCAUUAAAUCUAGCAUUAAAAAACUUGUGUGAGUCGUUCCUGAAGGAGAGAAAUGAGAGGCGUUCAUCAGGAUCUGAGGAGAUCUGCAGUUUACACAGUGAGAAACUCAAACUCUUCUGUCUGGAGGACAAACAGCCUGCGUGUUUACUGUGUUUUACUUCAGAACAACACAUCAAUCACACAUUCAGACCCAUCAGUGAAGUGGUUUCAUCAUAUAAGGAGGAGCUCAAUACAGCACUGAAGUCUUUACAGGAGAAACUUAAAAAGAGAGAAAAUAUGAAAGAAGAGUUUGAGAAAACAGUUCAACACAUCAAGUCUCAAGCUGAGCACACAGAGCGUCAGAUUAAACAGCAGUUUGAGAAGCUUCAUCAGUUUCUCAGAGACGAAGAAGAAGCUACAAUCACUGCACUGAGAGAGGAAGAGGAGCAGAAGAAGCAGAUGAUGAAGGAGAAGCUGGAGGAGAUGAACAGACACAUCUCAGCUCUUUCACACACAAUCAAAGACACGGAGGAGAUGAUGAAAGACAAUGGCGUCUGCUUUCUAAAGGAGUUUCCAGUCACGAUGGAAAGAGUCCAGAUCUCACAGCCGGAUCCACAGACGCCUUCUGGAGCUUUGAUUCAUGUGCCACGAUACUUGGGCAACCUGCCCUUCAGAGUCUGGAAGAAGAUGCAGGACAUCGUCCAAAACACUCCUGUGAUUCUGGAUUCAAACACUGCAAAUCCAGAUCUCCUCCUUUCUGAUGAUCUGACCAGUGUGAGAAACAGCGGGAUCCAUCAACCUCUUCCUGAUAAUCCAGAGAGAUUUGACUUCUAUUACUGUGUUCUGGGUUCAGAGGGUUUUAACUCAGGGACACACUGCUGGGAUGUGGAGGUUAAAGAGAGUCAAUGGUGGAGUCUUGGAGUAACUACAGCAUCAAACCAAAGGAAGGGAUAUGAUUUCUUUAACACUGAUGUCUGGUUUGUACAGCACAGAUGGUCUGAUGAUUCUGGUUUUCGUGUAGAACAGGAUCUUGAGCGUGUGAGAGUGUAUCUGGACUAUGACAGAGGAACGGUGUCAUUCUCUGAUCCUGUAACUAACACACAUCUACACACAUUCACAACCUCCUUCACGCACACACUCUUUCCUUUCUUCUGUACUCUUGACUCUCUGAAGAUCUUACCUUUCAACAGUCAGUAAACUUUACUCCUGUAGUUCUGGAUCAACCUGCUUUCAUCUUUUACCGUCAUC